UCGGUGUAAACAGGAAGAAUCUGCGGAAACUAGGGCUAAUCUAAAAUACUAGUAGAGAUAUUCACAGGAACAAAUAUAUACUUUAUUAAUCGUAAAUGUAUUUUUUUUGUUGCGCACAAGUAUGUCAACAAAUAUGCAAUAUGACAUAAUAUUAUUCUAAAUUAAGUAUUUUUGCACAGCGGAAGGCAGCAUUGCUAGCAACGUUAGCCAACGAGCAAGCUAACGUUACCUAUUCAUAUUUUGACAGAUUGGUAACUGAAGCUAGCUAACAUCUAGCUGUCUUUUCGUUUUACUAGAAACUUGUUUGCGUGAAUCUAAUUUGGACGGACAAGUCGAACAAUAUUUGUUGUGUUCUGCGGCCUGUGAGCAUAUCCUCCAAUUCCUCGCUAUCACCGGAGUUUCAGAUCAGAUUCCCCUCUUGUUCAAUUUUUUUUUCCUCUCAACCCUGUCUGGUGCUAGCUACGAGAACAGACCGUCUGUAGAAAUGGUUCAGAAAGACACACCGGUGGUGGAUACGUCUCAAGCGGAGACUGAAGCGAGCCCAUGUUCGGGGCCAUCUAAGGCUGGUUCCGAAGCAUCUGGCCUCGUGGAAGAACCGAUAAACAUAGAGGUGGAGCUGUCGGGCCGCAGGAAAUUCAUCAGUGGAGUCGUGGAGGGCUUCUACGGCCGGCCAUGGACAAUGGAACAAAGGAAAGAGCUGUUCAGGAGACAGCAGAAAUGGGGCUUGAACACAUACCUCUACGCUCCUAAAGAUGACUACAAGCACAGGAUGUUCUGGAGAGAGAUGUACUCAGUAGAAGAAGCAGAACAGCUGAUUACCCUGAUCAGUGCUGCAAAGGAGUAUGGGAUUGAGUUCAUCUAUGCCAUCUCCCCGGGCCUCGACAUCACCUUCUCCAACCAGAAAGAAGUGUCCACACUCAAAAGGAAACUCGACCAGGUGACUCACUUUGGCUGCAAGUCAUUUGCCUUACUGUUUGACGACAUUGACCACAACAUGUGCCCCGCCGACAAGGAAGUGUUCAGCUCCUUCGCCCAUGCCCAGGUGUCCAUCACCAAUGAGAUCUUUCAGUACCUGGGAGAGCCUGAGACCUUUCUCUUCUGCCCCACAGAGUACUGUGGAACAUUCUGCUACCCCAAUGUUGCCCAGUCCCCCUACCUGCACACAGUAGGAGAGAAGCUGCUGCCUGGUAUUGAAGUGCUGUGGACAGGUCCUAAGGUGGUAUCGAAAGACAUCACAGUGGAAUCAAUAGAGGAGGUCUCUAAGAUCCUGAAGAGAGCUCCGGUAAUCUGGGACAACAUCCAUGCCAACGACUACGACCAGAAGCGUCUGUUCCUGGGGCCGUACAAGGGGCGCUCCACGGAGCUCAUCCCCCGCCUAAAAGGGGUUCUCACCAACCCCAACUGUGAGUUCGAGUCCAACUUCGUAGCCAUCCACACCCUGGCCACCUGGUACAAGUCCAACAUGAACGGAGUGCGCAAGGAUGUCGCCAUGACGGAUGGAGAGGACAGUACUGUGUCUAUCCAGAUCAAGCUGGAAAAUGAGGGCAGUGAUGAGGAGUUGGAGACAGACAUGUUGUACAGCCCUCAGCUGGCCCUGAAACUGGCCCUCACAGAGUGGCUGGGGGAGUUUUUAGUGCCUCACCAGUACAACAGUCGCCAGGUACCCCAUAGCGGAGCUAAGAGUUCAGCUAUUAACGUGUCAUCACUAGGCGCCUCCUCCCUCUGCGCUGGUACUACAGUGUUCCAGCAGCCCAUCAUGGCCCCCACAGGUGCCCCCGACCCCAACAAUCACCCCAUGGCCAAGAGUCUGCAACAACAAGAGGUGGAUGUUGAGAAGAAGGAGUCUGACGAAGAGCCCAUGGAGAUGGUUGUGGAGAAACCGUAUGAGACGGACCCAGAGCCAGACCCUGUAGCCGAGGCUGAAACUGAGACCAAGAACAGCCUGGUCCUUUUAGACAAGAUGGUGGAGGAGCUGAAGCCCAUGGACACAGACAGGGAGGUCCUAGUUCCCGAGUCCAAGUCUCCAGAGGAGGACAUUGACAUGGCCCCCAUGCAGACAGACGAACAGCUCAAACAGGAUGUUUUUGUGCUUGGUCCCAAUGAGAAGGUAUUGUACACUGCAGAGUCUCUUUCUUUGGAGGACCUGACCCUGCUGGCUGAGCUCUUCUACCUGCCCUAUGAGUACGGACCCAAGGCCCUGCACAUGCUCAAGGAGUUCAAUUGGCUACGGGCUAACUGCAGCACCGUCGGUGUCGACUGCAAGGACAAGGAGCCAGAGAAGGUAGUGGAGUGGCAGUCCCGGGCGGAGAGGUUUGAGGAGAUGUGUUGCUCGGUCAUCCAGAUGUUCACCAGGCUGUCGAACUCAGCCAACCGCACCAUCCUCUAUGACCUCUACCCCUACAUCUGGGACAUCAAGAGCAUCAUGUCCAUGGUCAAGUCCUUUGUCCAGUGGCUAGGGUGCCGUAGUCAGGCCACUGCACAGUUCCUUAGUGGAGACCAAGAGCCUUGGGCCUUUAGGGGCGGUCUAGCAGGAGAGUUCCAGAGAUUUUUGCCGAUCGACGGGGCAAACGAUCUUUUCUUCCAGCCUCCCCCCGCACUGCCAACAUCCAAAAUCUAUUCCAUCAGGCCCUGCUAUCCUAAAGAUGAGCAUGCAGUGUAUAAAAUCUGCAGAGAGAUGUACUCUGAAGGAGUGGAGGAACUGCCCUUCGGUGGAGAGGAGCCAGACCUCAUAGGAGACAGGUUAGUAGGAGGGUUCCUGAACCUGAGUCCAGACUAUGGGUUUGUCCUGGAGGAUGAGGAGGGGAUCUGUGGUUACGCGCUGGGCACCGUGGACGUCAAGCCCUUCGUCAAGAAGUGUAAGAUGAGCUGGAUCCCCUCCAUGCAGGAGAAAUACAACAAGCCUGACUGCCAGAAGGACCUCUCUGAUGCUGAGAAGAUGAUGUUGAGUUUCCACGAGGAGGAGGAGGGCCUCCCAGAGUCGUUCCUCUCCAACUUCCCUUCCCUCAUUAAGAUGGACAUCCAUGCCAAGGUCAUCGAUCCCAGCGUGGCCAAGAGCAUGAUGGGAUGCCUGCUUUCCUGCCUCAAGGCCAAUGGUUCCAUCGGUGCGUUCUGUGAGGUGCGUCAGGCGGACAAGAGGAUGAUAGACUUCUACAGUAAGCUGGGCUGCUUCGAGGUCGCCAAGAUGGAGGGCUUCCCCAAAAACAUCAUCAUCAUGGGCCGCAGCCUCUGAGGACAAUGACGGCAUCACGGGGCGCCGCUUCUGAGACAGCCUGGCUAGCCAAGCAACCACGGAGCUGUGUAGAGAGCUCCAGUCAUCUGGGCCUAAGGAUAACUGUCUGUUACUUUUACAUACCUACCGAUACUUGACGAUUUUAUACUUCAACCACCAGGACUAGACGAGGCUAGAGGCAUCCCUGUUUUUAGAUAGUGAUCAGAAAUAAAACAGCCUGUACAGAUUCACUGUGCUGCCGCUAGAGGCCCAGAGCUCUGCCGGGAAUGAAACGGAAUCCAAAACUGUAAAGAGCCAAAGUAGUUGUCUGCAGCCCUGUAAAGCCGUAUGUGUUUAUGGUGGACGGUGUCCCCUCUUGUCAUUGGUCUCCACCUGUGGAGUGGCAGUGACUGAUCCCCAUGCGGCUCUAUGAUGUAGGAGCUGGUCAGGUGCCAUCUACUCCCGUUAGCCGUUCAGACCAUGUGACCUGACUGUCAGCAGCCGAAUGGGGGUCUGUGUCUGUCUCUCACAGACAGACAGUCAGGGGGUGUAUUUAGAUACUACUGCAUCUCAAGCUGCGCUCUCUUCUCAAUGUAACACAUAAUUUUGGUCUGGUUGAAGGUAGUGCAGUGUAUAGGGAGUGGUUUGAGACUUGGCCGUAUAUCCUGACACUGCACUUUGGUAUAGGCCUAGCUGACGGGG
Messenger RNA from Salvelinus namaycush (lake trout), 3910 nucleotides. Its product is annotated as protein O-GlcNAcase-like. Gene Ontology annotation, molecular function: beta-N-acetylglucosaminidase activity. Gene Ontology annotation, biological process: glycoprotein metabolic process. The record is from RefSeq and is a predicted model, not a curated record. The transcript has 18 exons. Bases 485 to 3229 code for a protein of 914 amino acids. NCBI's taxonomy places the organism in Eukaryota, Metazoa, Chordata, Actinopteri, Salmoniformes, Salmonidae.